Messenger RNA from Galeopterus variegatus (Sunda flying lemur), 3631 nucleotides. It is a transcript of the gene KLHDC1, whose product is annotated as kelch domain containing 1. The transcript is spliced from 12 exons. Gene Ontology annotation, molecular function: protein binding. The record is from RefSeq and is a predicted model, not a curated record. Bases 24 to 1292 code for a protein of 422 amino acids. NCBI's taxonomy places the organism in Eukaryota, Metazoa, Chordata, Mammalia, Dermoptera, Cynocephalidae.
CGGCUCCUCGAGCGGGCGGCGGGAUGGCGCAGACGCACUGGUUCCGCCUUCCCACCAAUCUCGACCCUCGGCGAGUUCCGUUCGUGCGUGGAAGAGUCGAGACGGGAAGAGAGGCCGCGCGGUGGGCUCGGGCUGAGGCGCGCGGAGCGGUGGGCCGGCGACCGCGGCGAUGGCCGACUCGCAGCUGUUCUGCGUGGCGGAGGAGCGCAGCGGCCACUGCGCCGUGGUGGACGGAAACUUCCUCUACGUGUGGGGGGGCUACGUGGAGAAUGCAACUAAUGGAAGGAGAACUCCCUACCUCCAUGUCGGGAAGCUGUGGUGCUUGCAUUAAUGGAAAGCUGUACAUUUUUGGAGGAUAUGAUGACAAAGGAUACAGCAAUCGACUUUAUUUUGUUAAUUUGCGAACAAGAGAUGAAACCUACAUUUGGGAAAAAAUCACCAACUUUGAAGGACAACCACCCACACCACGUGAUAAACUUUCUUGCUGGGUAUACAAAGACAGAUUAAUAUAUUUUGGUGGUUAUGGGUGUAGGAGACACAAUGAACUCCAAGACUGUUUUGAUGUUCAUGAUGCAUCUUGGGAAGAGCAGAUAUUCUGGGGAUGGCAUAAUGAUGUCCACAUAUUUGACACAAAGACACAGACUUGGUUUCAACCAGAAAUUAAAGGCGGAGUUCCACCACAGCCACGAGCCGCGCAUACAUGUGCAGUUCUUGGAAAUAAGGGUUAUAUCUUUGGUGGACGUGUUUUGCAAACUAGGAUGAAUGAUUUGCACUAUCUCAACUUAGAUACCUGGACUUGGUCUGGAAGGAUUUCUAUUAAUGGAGAAAGCCCAAAACAUCGGUCAUGGCAUACUUUAACCCCAGUAGCUGAUGACAAGCUUUUCCUAUUUGGUGGACUAAGUGCAGAUAAUAUUCCAUUAAGUGAUGGUUGGAUUCAUAAUGUCAUAACAAAUUGUUGGAAACAACUUACACAUUUACCUAAAACAAGACCAAGGUUAUGGCACACAGCCUGUUUGGGAAAAGAAAAUGAAAUAAUGGUAUUUGGUGGGAGCAAAGAUGAUUUACUUUCCUUGGAUACAGGUCACUGUAAUGACUUAUUGAUCUUUCAAACACAGCCUUACUCACUAGUCAGGUCAUGCCUCGACUGCAUUGGUAAAAAUGCUAUCAUUUUAGAAAGUCAGAUAUCUUUAUUACCUCCUAAACUUCUGCAACAAGUACUCAAAAAAAUAACAUUUUGGACUGCAGCUAAUCACCGAGAAGAACAAAGAGUUCAAAAAGAAGAAACAAAAUAAAUAUCAGUGGAUCAGUAGCAAUUAAAUUGUUAUAUACUCUAUAUAUUUAAUGGGUUUAAACAUUUUAAUUAGACUGUACAUUUACUGCCCCACCCCCCUCACCCCCAAAUUGUAAGCUUUAUUUAAAGGAUAAAAUUUGAAACAAAAUGCUCUGUUAAAGUGAUUAUAUGGUAUGGUAUACAUGUAAAUAAGAUUUUAAUGCAGAUUAAUUUAUAUUUGUAUUUAUAAACCAAUUUCCUUAUAAGCUGCAGAAAAUUUAUGCUUUCUGAAAGUAAGUACAAUGUUAACAUGUUUAACUCAAUGUAUACUCUUUACUGGAAAGAUUAUACAAAUUUGAGAAUAAGAAAGUAUCCCAAGGACUUCAGAAAUUCCCCAGCAUAAUUGUACACACACACACACACACACACACACACACACACACACAAUGUAUCAACUUUCAGAAAGGAUAAAUUUUCUCAAGUCACCUUUAAAUUACCUUAGGUUUUCCUUAAAUAACUCAGUUAUUAAGGAACUUCUUCUUAAAUAACUAAUACAGCUGGCCAAAAAUUAUAAAAUAGGCAAACACCAGUAUGAUAUUAAAUAUUGAAAUACUGUCCUUUUAGCACUUACCUAGGAAAGUAUUUUUAGGCAUUAUUGUAACUUUUCCUCACCUCUAUUUGAGUAGGGGAAUAAAUAUCUUCAAUUGUCUCUUUUACUCCUAAGUUAUUAGUUUGUCUAGUUUUAUAUAUUUAUAAAGAUUAUGUUUUAAAGUAUAUAAAGUAGAGGCUUAUUCAUCAUAUAGGCUGUGAAAUAUUGAAAAGCAUUUAUACUUGUUAACUUUUGAGACAUCUUAAAAUACAUUCUGCUUUGGAAGAGUGAUCGUAAAGUAAGUUUUGUAAGUAAUGAAAUAGGAUAGUAAUCUAGUAAUUUGACUUUAUAGAAACCCCUCAAUUUGGCCCACACCAUUCUACAGAGCUGAUGCUCAAGACACUAAGAUGUUGAAAGUCUGGUAUCUUCUCUUUUAUUUUCAGCAUUACCAUCUGUACAGAAAGGGAACACUGUAUCUUUAUAUAACCUCAAAAUUGUACAUAUGCCAUAAUUAAGAAGUUUUUCUUCAUUUGAUUACAGUCAUGCCCUUCCAUUGAAUUACUAAUUACAAUUGAGUACUAAAAAGUUCUGUAUAUAAAAUUAUUCUCCACAAUAUCACCAUGCAAGCUAUAUCUGAAAUUUUAAAUGUUAGAAAAUAUAUAUUUCUAUAUUGAAAUAUAUAUAUAAUUUAUAAUGAAAACUAUAAUAGUUGUAGUAUUUCACUGAAUUUUAGAGAUAUAUUUUUUAUAUAUGUACUGUAUUUUGGAUGUGUAAAGCUUUGAUUUACUGAAAUAUUUUGUGUUUAUAUUUUAUUUAUUGUUCCAACUAUAUAGAAUUACUGUUUUCAUAGUUUUGUUCAUGUGAACUGGUCAUUAGAGUUAAUUGUGCAAAAAAAUAUUUCAGUGUAAGUUUUCCUUUUUUUUUUUUUUUUACUAUUUUUAGGCUAAAUAACAUAUUUUGAAAAUGAAUCUCACAAGUAAUAUACAUCUUAGAAAUAAUUAUCUUAUUACUAUGGACUUCAGUAUCAGCAUUUUUAUAUUUAAGGCAAAAAAAUACCAAAACCUAGUUGGACAGUGACAGAUGACGUUGAGUGGAAUGAACACCCUUUAAAAUGGCUUCUGGAUUAUGUGAAUGCCUUCUCCAGCCUCUUAGAAGAAACCUCUGUUUUUAAAUGAUUUAUUUGGAACGUUAAAAGUUGGAUUGAUCCCCCUCAAAAAUACAUACUCUUAUUCAGGCUUUAAGAGAAUGAAAAUCUACAUAAUAUCUUUAGCACACAAAAGUAGUGCUAUUCUUAUAUAACUUAAUAGACUUAUAUGUUCUGAGGCAGCCCCAUAGUAGGAGCAGCAGGGAAUUCUAAUCUUUGCCUUCAAUGUCCAAAUUUUGGCUUAAACCUGUGCUUCCUUACUAUUAGGAGAUAGAAAGAUUCUAGGAGCUAGCAAAGCCAGUUUUGAAGUUCCAUAGGCUGAGCAAUAUUGACUCCUCACUUCUUACCGGCUGAUGGUUUACUAUCAAAUUUUGUGCUGUUGACCUCCACAGUACGUAAGAGCCCAAGAAAACCAUAAUUUUACCUCUGAACUCUCCCUUACUGGCUCCCUCCUUGGAAGAUGACUCUAGAAGAGUUGAUGGGAUUUUUUUCAUGUGGUUCACAAAAUGCGUGUGCAGUCUGGUUCUACAGGAAAAAGAACCUCAGGAUAUUUUUCCAGUUGUCAAGAAGGAUUUUUUUUAUGGUAUUAUUAUCAUGUUUAAUAUGAUAUAAUAAACAGCCCAUCAAA